GGAUGUUUCUGGAGUUUUCUUGUUAGCUGGAAAACAGAAAUAUCGUUACUUGUUGUACCGCUGGAGUGUUAGCCGAGUUGCUAACAGUAAAGCUGUUGAGCGGAGAGGCUGCCGCACUGCUCACCGCUGUCCAAGCCACAAACAUACGCUUGGCUGUCAGAACACAGAAUGGCUAAAAGUGAGCCAGAAGACAUGAUCGAGAUUGAGAUUGAUGAACGGGAGAAACAGGCAUGCCUGGAGGAAAGUGUGGAGGAGCAGACCAUCACUGCAUCAGAUUUGAUUCAACAAGACAUCGACAUCAAUGAGCCAAUCGGCAAUCUGAAGAAGCUGUUGGAGCCUCGCAUUCAAAUCCCUUUAGAUGCAUAUGAGAUCUGCUUGCAGGACAUUCAGCUCCAUCCUGAUCACAGCCUUUUCGAUCAGGGAGUGAAGACAGAUGGAACAGUGCAGCUUAGCCUGCAGAUCAUAGCCAAACCAGGAGAGGAGAAGCUGAACAUUUUGGAAAUUGUGAAGCCGGUAGAAACAGUAGAAGUGGUGAUAGACCCAGAUGCAGCAGGAGAGGAGGGAGCUCUGGUGGAGGAGGGACAGCUCAUUGCCGUAGAACGAUCCGCUCUGUCUGAUGAAACCUCAGAGCAGGUCACACGAUGGGCUGCAGCGCUGGAAGGCUACCGCAAAGAGCAGGUCCGCCUGGGAAUACCAUACGACCCUAUGCAGUGGUCAGCUGAUCAGGUGAUCCACUGGGCUGUGUGGGUCAUGAAGGAGUUUAGCAUCGAUGAAAUGGAAAUAGGCAGCAUCCACAUCCCAGGUCAAGAGCUCUGCGCUUUCAGCCAAGAGGAGUUCCUUCAGAAAGUACACAAUGGAGAGAUUCUCUGGAGUCACUUGGAACUGCUGCGCAAAUAUGUGUUGGCCAGCCAAGACCAGUCUGGAGGGGAUGCUACUGUCACUAUUGAUCAACCCGUGCAGAUAAUACCGGCUCAGGUGAGCUCAUCCACAGCUAUAAAGGUGUUGAAGCAGAGCCGCGGCCCCAGAAUGCCUCGUAUUUCAGGAGAAGAACGCAGCUCACCUGGCAACCGCACAGGUAACAACGGUCAGAUCCAGUUGUGGCAGUUCCUGCUAGAGCUGCUGACAGACAAGGAUGCAAGAGACUGUAUAUCCUGGGUGGGUGAAGAGGGAGAGUUCAAACUCAACCAGCCUGAGCUGGUGGCACAGAAGUGGGGCCUGCGUAAGAACAAGCCGACGAUGAACUACGAGAAGCUCAGUCGAGCCCUCAGGUAUUACUACGACGGGGACAUGAUAAGCAAGGUGCAGGGCAAGCGCUUCGUCUACAAGUUUGUGUGCGACCUGAGGACUCUGAUCGGCUACAGUGCUGCCGAGCUCAACAGCCUAGUGACCGAGUGCGAGCAGAAGAAACUGGCUCGCAUGCAGAUGCACGGCAUCGGGCAGCCCAUCACUACAGUGACCCUGGCCACCACAACACUAGACAAGAACAGCUGAAGGAGGAGACAUUUCAGAGCCCUCCACCGCUGACUGGAAAUCAUGUGUCCGUCAGACACAGAAAUGCAAGCCUGGUCCCUGAUCAGUGUGGAUUAACAACUUUAUUAUUGUCUUUACAGUUCGAUUCAAGUUAGACUGAGGCAGGUGAAGUUUUUUUUAGCUUUUCUUUAACGCUAACCAAGAGAAGCGCGUUGAGGAUGAGGGAGAACGUCUGAUUGUUGUGUGCAUGCGAUUUGAGCGAAUGAGUGCGACUGGCAGCCCAGUUCAGAGCUUUGUGUUGUGUGUUCCUCGUCUGUAGUUUGGGAUCAUUUCCACUGUAUAUACCGGUACUUCAUGUUUUUGAUAGCCACAAGGGCAAGUGUAUUUUCAUAUUUUCCAUUUAUAGAACCUGUUUUGUAUUUUAUUUAGUGUUUGCUCCCUAAACUGUUGGACCCUUUUUGUCCACUAGGGGGAAUAAAGUGGCAAGCAUAUUUCUUCACA
Messenger RNA from Acanthochromis polyacanthus (spiny chromis), 1971 nucleotides. It is a transcript of the gene gabpa, whose product is annotated as GA binding protein transcription factor subunit alpha. The record is from RefSeq and is a predicted model, not a curated record. Gene Ontology annotation, biological process: regulation of transcription by RNA polymerase II; cell differentiation. Gene Ontology annotation, cellular component: nucleus. The coding region runs from base 169 to 1491 and encodes 440 amino acids. Lineage: Eukaryota; Metazoa; Chordata; Actinopteri; Pomacentridae. Gene Ontology annotation, molecular function: sequence-specific DNA binding; DNA-binding transcription factor activity, RNA polymerase II-specific. The transcript is spliced from 10 exons.